This is a messenger RNA of Linum tenue, 1870 nucleotides long. The record is from the annotation of a GenBank genome assembly. NCBI's taxonomy places the organism in Eukaryota, Viridiplantae, Streptophyta, Magnoliopsida, Malpighiales, Linaceae.
CAGAGAUGUAGAUGAUGGAUUUGGUAGUAGGGCUUCUUUUCUUUCUCCAGAACAGAGACAAGUAGAACGAAAGAAAGAAAGCAAGCAAGCGGGUUCUGUUUUGUUGGGGUGAAAAAAGUGGGGGAAGAAAACAAACAGGGAAAGUGAGGUAGAGAUGAUGAGUAAAAAAAAGAGUUAAAAAAAGUGAACAGAGAAGAUAAAAGAGAUCGAGGAUGUUUUCGUCAACAAGCGAUCCCUUUUCAUAUUCACCUUACAAUAAUAAUAAUAAUAAUAAUAAUUCCACCCCUCCCCCUCCACCUCACAAUAUUAUUGCUGCUGCUGGUGGUGGUACUGAUCCGUUUGAGCAGCAGCAGCUGCAGCUGUCCUGUUGUUCAUCACCCACUCAAAAUCUGCCAUCUCCCAGCAGCCUCCGGAUGAUGUUUGACCAUGAUCAUCAUCAGUUGACGAUCAACCCUGGUCACGGUACCGCUUUCAGAGACACCACCACCAACAGCAGCAACAGUUGUAGCAGUUUCCUCUGCCAUCCCUAUCCUCCCAACCACAACAAUGCCAAUUUCCCCUUCUUGUUGCCCACAGAUCACCCUUACUAUCUCAACAACCAUCAUCUUCAGGACGGAAUCCCAGCUGAAAACUACAACAAUAUUGCACUAACUAUGCAGCAGCAGCAGCAGCACAAGAGGAGGAGUAGUAGCCACACUAGUAGCAACAAGAACAAGGAGAGGCACAGCAAGAUAGAGACAGCGGGCGGCGUGAGGGACAGAAGGGUGCGGCUGUCCAUAGCCACCUCCAGGAAGUUCUUCGACCUGCAGGACAUGCUUGGCUUCGACAAGCCUUCCAAGACCCUCGACUGGCUCCUCUCCAACUCCGCCGCGGCCAUCCAGCGCCUCCACAUCACCUCUCACCCUCACCCUCUUUACAACAACACCAACACUCCUCCUCCUCGUCCUCCUGCAGCCACAGAGGAGGUGGAGGAGACAAGUGUUAGUAGGAGGGCCAAGGCAAGGGCAAGAGCCAGGGACAGAACCAGCACCACCAGCUCCAGAUCCAAGCAGCCUGCAGUUGUUGUGCCCACACCUCAGCCUACAGAAGCAACAUUGCCACUACCUUCUCCACUUCAAUACUACCACUACCACAACAACAACAACAACAACAAUACUAGUACUAGCACUUGCAACAAUUUUGGGGUUCUGCGUCAACAACAACCAUACCUUUCCGGCAUAGCCAUUGGUGUUGGUUCAAGCUACUCAACGGAAAUGAUCCAAACAGCAGCACCAACAACAACCAGAUCUACUACUACUACUGCUACCAACGACGAUGGGCACUCGUCAUUAAGGUUGAUGAAGUGGGAGCUGCUCAAGCCAACGCCACAGUCCACAAUCAAGCAUCAAACACCGCAUAAUGCUCAUCACAAGACUACUACAGCCACUUGGGACAUGAUGACCGAUGCUGCUCCAACGGCGGGAAUGCAAAUGUCUUUGGAGGGAGACCUAAACAGUAGCGUCGCCCAUUUCAUCAACCCACCGUCAAGAUUUCAUUAAUCUCCCUGUCUCUCUGUCUCUCUCUCUCUCUCUCUCGUAAGAUCUAAAUAUGGGUAUGUUAUAUAAUCCACAAACUGAAUGUAUGAACCUAAUAACUCUGUUACUAGAUUCACUAAUUCCUCCGCAAUUAGUAGCCUGAUAGCCAGCCAGACAUUCUCCUGGGUAAACCCAUGCACCUGCAGGCUGCAGCAUCAAUGUUGUUACUAAUUUUGGGUGUCUUUUGGUAUAAGAUGGCUUUUUCAUGCGCAUUUAUGUUGCAACUAGAUACUAAUGAAUUUGGGAAGGCGAUAUAUAUACAUAUAUAUUGCAUUGCUAGUCUUUCUCUUUUAUCA